AUUGUAAAUAGCCGUGCGUGCGAUAAAUUUUGUACCUUAUAUUGUAUAAUAUAUUUGUAUAGUCAGUACGGCUGUACAUUACUAAUCAUUAACUACUGGUAGACGCAUCAUUUCAGGAAAUUCUGGUUACUGAAGACAAACUAAGAGAUUUUAUUAGGAAUCGGAGCCAUAAUUAUAGCAUGUUGUUGUUACCAGCUAUAUAUUUUUUGUUGAGCUUUGACAUUUUAAAUGCUUCAAACGAAAAUGAUGUGCAAGUACAAAAUGUCACAAUUUCACUGCAUUUUCACAAAAAUAAUUCUUCUGAAGAUUAUGAUAUUACUACAAUUUAUAGAUUCAGAAAUAUGCGUUCCUCGACUAAAUGUUCAAUAACAGAACAAAAAGAGAACAAGCAUUCCUUUUGCCCUUGGCACCGACAAAUUUGGAGGCAGCUUUGUAUGAUUGAAGUACAUUCAAGGACAAAUGCCAUUGGAAUACCGAUAUCAAUAAACACACAAAUCAAUGAUAAUAAUUCAAUAUCGGAUAAUAUCUUGCAAAUAAAUACUGCUGGGCUGCAUAAAUACGGAGUUAUUCAAAAUAAUAGUCGUAUGAGCGUUUAUUUUGAUUCAGAUUUCUGGGAACAAUCAGCUAUUGAAUCUACAGGGAAAAAAUGCGAUUUCAACUCUGUUACUCCUAGUACUCCUACAUCGAAUACAGAAUAUGAGUUGAAUAAAUGUAUGAAAACAUUAGAAUAUAAAUAUGAAAAACAUUAUUAUCCAUACUAUUUUAGUAAUAAUGUUCAUCAGACAUUUCUAACGGUUCAUUGGAAACCAAUUAAAAACCAAAGUUGCUUAUCAAUUACGUAUUUUCAUAAUAUAAAUUCUGAUAUGAAUAUCAUCCUGACUAUAUCAAAUGAAAACGAUAUGUUAAUAGCAUCACCAAUAUUAGAAAAACAUGAUAGCAUAACAACGUUAAAAGUUGAAAACAUGUCUCUUAUUCAAGAUCAAGAAUACAAACUGCAAUUAAAAAGAAAAUAUGGUGAUACGCGUAAUUAUUAUGGAUACAAUAGCAAUUUUGGAAAUUGGUUCGAACUCUUACGUAUUGCUCAAUGUCCAAAUAAUGAUGAAGAAGAAGUCAGACUUGUUUCAAUGGAAGAUAUUGAUCAUAAUUGGUGUAACCUCCCAAAACCUUUCAAUAUACUGAAAAAUGAUAUGGAUAAAAAUACUACCUACAACAACAUUUCAACACCAUCAACAAAAUCUUGUCUAAAUGGAGGUUACCUGCAACCAAUAAGAUCAACAUGCGUUUGUCCACCUGGAUUUAUAGGACAAUUCUGUGAAAUAGGAUGUGGAUCAAAUCAUUAUGGAGCGGAUUGUAAAGGUAUUUGUUCGAUGCAUGCCGAUGAUAUGUGUCGUGGAUUGUUGAUGUGCACAGAAUAUUAUGGCUGUACAUGUCCAGUAGGUCUAACUGGUGCAUUAUGUGACAAAGAUUGUCAACCGGGUAAAUAUGGUGCCAAUUGUAAACAGGUAUGUUCAUCAAAUUGUCGUAAUAAUACAUGUGAUCGAUAUACCGGCAUCUGCUAUCAUGGGUGUUCACAAGGAUAUUUACCACCGUAUUGUUUACAAAAGUAUCCAUACCUUAUUAAUCCACCAAGACUUCUUUCGGAUGAAUACGAAGUAUUAGAGAUGGAAUUAAAUUUCGAAUCGGAUAAUGUAAAAGGAGGAGAUAACACUAUAAAGUUAAAAUAUUAUCAAAUAUUUUAUAAAUCAAUUACUGAAGAGGAAUUUACAAAAACUGAAUUUAAAAUUAUAAACGAAAAUAAUACUAGAACCAUCGAUAUUUUAAAUAAUUUAGAACCAGAUACCACUUAUAUAAUCGGUGUUUUGGUUAUAACAGAUGAUGGAAACUUCAAUUACGAUGAUAUAGUAUAUGGUCAAUAUAAAACAUCAUGUAUCCAACCUGAAAAUACUGAUUAUAACAUUCAAGUAAUCAGUGGAAUAAAAAGUGUCAACGUAAGAUGGGAUAGAAUACAUCUUAAACGAUUAGAAUGCAAUAUAGUUAAAUAUAUAUUGACGUUAACGUUUAACCAAUCAAAAAAUCAAAUAUCGGGAAUUGAAGAAAUAGAAUCAAGUUCUAAUAAUGGCCACUUAAUAGAAAAUCUUUAUCCUGGAUACAAUUAUAGUGUAUCUCUGACUCCAAAGACGAAUAAAGGACCAAUGAUAUCGUCACAUAUUUAUUCAUUUACUCCCCUAAUAACAAAAAAUGAAGUCAGUAUUAAAGAUAUUGUUGCAACUACAAUUGAUGAUAAAAUUAAAAUAUCCUGGAAAUUAAAAAAUACUUACCAACAGGACACAAUAGUGAAUGAACCUUUUACGUAUAUAGUCAGAUUUAAACUACAACGAAUUCUUAGUUGUUCUUUGGAAAAUUUAAAAAACAAUUGGACAUCAGUAAUAAUUUCCAAUCGAACGAGCUACGAAAUAUUCGAUGUGGUUCCUAAUGCGCAGUACUGUAUACAAGUUAAAGUCGCUAAUGAUAACAUUGAUACUCAACAAGAAACACAAAUUUUCGCAUUAACACAAUCAUCAAGACCAAAAACUGAACCUAUUUUUGACCUUGAACACCCAAUGUAUGUGACUAACAGUUCAGUGUUUAUCCAAUGGAAAGUCGAUCCCAUAACUUGUUCAAGAUUAAAUGGAUUCUUAUCAACGUUCUACAUUGAAUUAAUGGAUAAGGAGAAUAACAUAUUACAAGUAAAUGAAACGAAAAAAAACUACAUUUACAUUAAUGAUCUCCAAUCAAAUAAUUAUUAUGAACUGAAAGUUUUUAUAAAAACACACAUCGGUUAUAAUCCUGAACAUUAUAUGUUUACUAAUUUUACUACUAAAACAAGAUAUUUAACACCAGUCAAUGACUUAGUAGUUUAUAAAAAAAGCCUUAAAUAUCGAUUAGCGGGACUUCGUUGGUAUUAUAUAGAAGAUGAAAGUUUAGAUGGAUUUAUAGUAUCAAUUAAUGAAGACUCUUUUGGAAAUAAAAACAAAGUUUCAGUUAUUUCCCCGACGAAAUGUCCUGCUUGGCCAGAAUAUUAUUGCUAUACUUAUCAUAAUUUGAGUCCCAAAAAUAACUUCACUUUCAAAAUAAAGCCGAAGUCAAUAGAUUAUCCUGAAGGGGGCCCAGUGUCGUCUAUUUCAUUUGACAUAAACGAUGAAUUACCAGAUUCUCCAAAUAAUUUAAAAAUUACUGACAUCGGAAACACUUUUAUAUCUCUCCAGUGGGAUAUUCCAUGGAUAUUUAAUGGUAUACUGAAAAUGUUCGUUAUAAAUGUAGAGGAAAUAUCAUACGCCAAUAUAAAUUUAUAUUCAGGAGUUCAGACAACAGAAUAUCCAAUUUCUGAAGAAGUACCUUCUUUUAAUUAUACGCUCGAAAAUUUAAAUCCUGGCUCAACUUAUUCAAUUGGAAUAAUAUCCGUAUCCAAGUCACUAUGGUAUAGUUUGCCGUCCAGAAUUCUCGCCACAACGCUUUUAGAUACUUAAGAGUAUAUUAUUAACGUAAUCGAUAUAUUAUUUUUAUUAUUAUUAACCAACAUUUUAUUUAAUAUAACAAGUGAAAUCAUAAUA
This is a messenger RNA of Rhopalosiphum maidis (corn leaf aphid), 3590 nucleotides long. RefSeq lists its product as uncharacterized. The transcript is spliced from 23 exons. The record is from RefSeq and is a predicted model, not a curated record. NCBI's taxonomy places the organism in Eukaryota, Metazoa, Arthropoda, Insecta, Hemiptera, Aphididae. Bases 180 to 3506 code for a protein of 1108 amino acids. Gene Ontology annotation, molecular function: protein binding; scavenger receptor activity.